AUGCAAGAUGGAACUGGUAAAAACAACAUGGUUUGGAUAUCAGUGUCCGGGGUCAAGCCGGUCCCCAAGGACACUCAGUCUGAAAGUGAGGAUUCGGGGGUGUCGAAUGACGAUAUAACCAUAUCUAGUGAGAAUGACGACGGAGAGAGGAAAACAGAGAUUGAGUUCAACACAGAAUUUAUUCCUGGGGUUGGCGAGGAUGAAAAAGAGAGUGACGAUGGUGAACGAGAUUUACCCCUUAAAAUCCUUCAAAAUGUGGAUGAUGUUUGUCCGCUGGAAUCUACAGUACCUCACGAUGCAACAGUUUACUUGCGAUCACAACCUGAAAAGUCAGUAGACCUUCAAGAGAUGCUGAAACAUGAGGCGGAAGUGAUUUCUAGCGUCCAGACGAAACCCGGAGAUAGUUUGGUGAAUGAGUUGCUAAAUGUCCCCCUACAGAAGUCUGAACACACCAAGGGUGAGCCUGAUUGGCAGGAUUAUGUGGAUAAAAACAAACGUUGGUUAUGGGUUGUAUUAGAGGAAUCAGAAAUAGAAGGACAAAGAGUCUGUGAGUUUAAAACAAAUCAUCUUCCCACUACCAUAGGUCAUGAGGUGAAGAUGACCGGUUGGAUUAUAAGUGGUGUCACUCCUAGGAAAAACGAAACUAAACAUUUAGAUGCCGGUGGCUCAACUAUAUGA
Messenger RNA from Lottia gigantea (owl limpet), 678 nucleotides. RefSeq lists its product as hypothetical. The record is from RefSeq and is a predicted model, not a curated record. Bases 1 to 678 code for a protein of 225 amino acids. Lineage: Eukaryota; Metazoa; Mollusca; Gastropoda; Lottiidae. The transcript is spliced from 2 exons.